Apis cerana (Asiatic honeybee) is the source of this 6128-nucleotide messenger RNA. RefSeq lists its product as uncharacterized. The record is from RefSeq and is a predicted model, not a curated record. NCBI's taxonomy places the organism in Eukaryota, Metazoa, Arthropoda, Insecta, Hymenoptera, Apidae.
UUACGUAACCAGUAAUAAUAUGCGGAUGCAUAGUCGCCAGGAUUCAAAGAGAAAAAAAACAGAGAGCGACUUGUUCAACGAACGGACUUUCUCUCAUCUCGACAUCCUUCCCUGAUGCCAACAGCUUCCUUCAAUGGUUCGUACCCGUAUAUUUCCCCUAUAUGAAAGUGGAAAUAAUAAUCUCUCAAACACUUGCAUUGUUGACCGAAGUUCAUCACGCAAACGUUAGAUGUCCAUAAAUAUAUUUAAAUUGGUUAGAAUAUUAUAAAAGAUGAAAAAAUGAUUUAUAAAUAUCUUUUUAUCUUGGUAAUAUAAUCAAUUAAAAUAACAAAAAUAUGUUUAAAUUUUAAAUAUAAUAUAUCUAACAUUUUAAAAGAUAGAAGAUUAAAAUUGAAUUAAAAAAUUAAUUAUAAGGUAUAAGUAACGUAAAUACGUAAUGAAGUCAAUUGAUAGCGUACAGCAUUCAAAGUAGUACAAUGGAUGAAGAAUUUCUUUCAAAUCCAAAUACAUUUAAUUAUUGAUAUUGACUUGUAUUAUACAAUCAAAAAUGAUUACUAUUUUAAUAUAAAAGAAAUAAAUUUGAUAAUAAAAUACAAUAAUAAAUAUCAAUAAUAUUCCAUAUAUUUUCAAGAUAUCAGAUAUUAUAUGUUAGAAAUGCGUAAAUGGAAAUAGAAAAUAUUUGCAACUACUGUAAACAGAUAGAAAAAUUUAUCUAUCUAUCUCACUCUCAUACUAACUGGAGGAAAGUGAACUUUUCUAUACAUAUUAAGAGAAAGAGGAAGAGUAUAUAACAUUAGAAAUCAAGUUCACGUUUAAAAAAACGUUUCCUUAAUACUUAUUAUUAUAUAUUCAUUUGAUAUAAUUAUUAUUAUUUAUAUUAUUAUUUAUAUAAAAAUUAAUAAUACCGAAAUAAUUGAAAAUUUCGAAAUUGAAAAGUGUUGUUAUUAUUAUUAUUUUGAAAAUAUUUAAUGAUGUUAUAUAACCUCAAUAUGAUACGAUCGAGUUAAAGAAAUAAAAAUUUUUUUUUUUAAUAAGAUAUAACCGCAAGAUAUAAUCAAGAAUUAGCAUUACCGGUUGUAGAAGCAGAUAAAUGUAUAAAAAUAAGAAAGAAAAUGCAGCAAUUUAUAACAUUCGUGUAAAUAUAAAUUCUCAUAUGCGACCACGGAAAUUCACCGAUACUCAUUUCCUUCUCGUUUAAUUGCGAUUACGUUCAAUGCGUGCAUAACAAUGUCAAAGAAAUAAAAAGAUUACGACACAAACAGAUUUACGCACAAUUAUGAAUACGCUCAAUUAAAUACAAUUAGACACGAAAUAUUAAGCAUCGCAUAAGUAAAUUUAAUAAACGUGGCAAAUAACUUGCGCUUUCUACGAAACAAUAAAAUUUAAACUAUACUUUUUUCUUUUAAUUUCUAUAUUUUAUAUAACGAUAUGACUAGGAAGUAAUUAGGGGGAGAAAAAAAAAAAAAAAAGAAUUCAAGCAGGAAAAAAGGAAUGAAAGAAGGAAUCCAAUCGUUCGAAACGAAAUUCAAGGCUUCGAUAUAAACGACGAAGGUCAUCAUACGUGCGUUUCGUCCCGUUAACAAGUCGUUAUUGAGUAAGACAUACUUUCAUUUUCGUUCAUCUUGAAGAAUGUCCCUGAAGAAAUCGAAGCCGCGAUAAAGAAUCCUAUUCGCAUGAAUUUCGCUGUUUUAUGUUAUAAAACAGUUCCAAGAUUCUGAGCUAUGAAUCUCGAUAAUUUUAAAUUCUUUUCAAAUAAUUCUCAAACUAUUUCAAUAUCUAUUUAACGUAAUUUUAUUUAUCAGAUGUUGCUUCGUGGAAUAAUUAUUUGAUGAGAGAGAGAGAGAGAGAGAGAGAGAGAGAGAGAGAGAGAGAGAGAGAGAGAGAGAGAGAGGGGUACACGAAAUUGUUUACACGGCAGAGUGCAUCGCUCUGGAGAUGGUAUCUGUACUGAUCGGGUAUCUCGACCAGAAUUCUCUAUCUACCGGUGCUUCGUGUCAAAACGAACGCCCUUUUAAAGAUGCCGUUCACCUUUACCGUUAAAGGGCAUUGCACGGUUCCUCGAAAUGCAGGGAACGUUAGAACGUGAGAAGCACUCUCAACAAGAUGCAGUGUACACGAGAACUGUUGAAAUCUUUAUCUAAAUCUUUUUUAUUCUAAAAAAAACCGCGAUAUAUAGAAAAAGACGGAUAUUUCUUUUAGAUAGAAUUUAUCGAGUCUUUGAAAACAGACAGGCACGGACAAGUUGUUUACGCCGCAAUAAAGGAUUGUGCUUUUUAGAAAUUAUUACAUUAACUUUCUAGGGUAUUCAAUAUUUAUAUUAUUUUCUAAAUGAAAAUGAAUGGUUGACCAACAAAUGGUUGCAUUAGUUCAAUAAAAUAUAAUAAUUUAACAAAAUAUUAAUAAUUCUUCAAAUGUAAGUAAAAGUAAAAAUAAGAUUUUUGCUUAAAUGUAAAUUUCUUGCAAAUUCCUUGUUCUAUUCAGGACAGAUGAAAGAGAGAAUUGUAAGUAUUAGAUGGUGGGGUCAAAAUUAAGCUGAGUCAGAGAAAUUAAAGGUUUCGCCCAAUUGAUUCUUAAGACAGAAUUUAUAGUUUGGUAACCUGUUACGUUAGUUACGUAGCUCAAAGUUGUGUAAUAAGCUGGUUUGGAGAAGAUGAAAUUUGAUACAGAGAUUCUAAGAUGGGCAAGUGGAUGAAAGUUUUUGACAUGAAAUUUAGAUUUAAAAAUAUGAUAAUACUCGUAUAUUGUCAACAUUAUAUAUUGAACAUUUUUAAUCAUUAUUUAGUUCCAUUAUUUUCUUGUUUGAGAAUUAUAUAUAUAUAUAUAUAUAAAAUAUUAUGUAAAAUUUAUACAAAAUUUUUAACUUUCCAAACUAUAGCACAUUAGGGAACAUUAUAAGAAAGUAACAAGAAAGAAAUAUCACAUCUUUAUAAUAUUUCCUGGCCAUUUACAACUCAUUAAUUUUCUAAAAACAGAUAUUAAAUUAUUUCCGCUAUUUUAUAAAAUACCAUAUAAACUACCGAAACGAAAGAGAUAGAAAUAAAAAUUACUCGUAAGUUCGCUGAAUUAAAGGAAGAAGACAAGAAUUUAAGUAUCAUUAUAUAAGUCAGAUCUUUUUUAGAAAUUACUUUUACUUACAAUAAUCGGUAAAAAUAAUCUAUUAUUUUGGUUAAAAUUUUUACCAGGAAAAUUUUUAAAUGGCGAAUUAUUAAUUAUAAGCUAUAUCAUUUAACAUUUAUUUAAAUUUAAUAAAUAAAAUUUACUUAACGAAAUUCAUCCUUUAAUAAAUUCUUAAUCCUUAAUAAAUCACUAGAAAAAAAAUAUAUAUAUAUAUAUUUCAAACGCCGAGACGAUUUAUCCCUUUCUUCUAACAAAGUUAAAGAUCUUGAAAGAUUUCAGUUUCCUACAAAGAUACCAGUUUACGGACAUCCGCAUACGAGGAUCUCGAACAGGCAUCAACAAGUUUAGUACUCACUGUAAACCGAUCCUGAUGCUGACUUUCAUUCUUUUCGAAUUAAGUAACACAAUUCGAUGAAAGCGCAAUCUUACAGCAAUGGAUACGACCUUUCAAAGGUCAAACGACAAAGAAAGUUUGAAAUCCGAUAGCACGAAAAUAUUGCAGUUGGAAAUGUUUACAUUUUUUUUCACAUUGUUUCACGCUCAUCCACAGUUACUGCCUUUUUCCUCUUAGAAUUCUUUCUUAUUUAAACUUUACACAUUAGACGAGACUUGGGACUAUUAUCAAGGGCUACUCGCUUAAAGAUUUUAAAAAAUGGAAAUUGUCAAAGAUAAUAAUAAAUCCUACACGGAUUGGGAAAUAUUCGAGCAUGAUUUCAUUCCCAUUGUACGUCGAACGUUACGAAAGCCCACGCACAAGAGUUUAUUGCCUACUCGAAUCACGGAACUAUUGCGGAUCUGAUUCUCCCUAUCGAACCGGAUGGGGAAUUCCAACGGAUAGAAACGCGGAGAUGAUAAUCAUCGUGAAUAGAAAGGACUAAAAAAAGCAAGACGAUCUAAGAGAUUUUGCUCUUGUCUCGGGGAAGUUAGGUAACAGUACGAAGCCGCUUUUGAAGCGAUUCGAAGCCGAUGUCUCAGUCUUCGCGCGGUGCUCGAGCCAAUACCAUCGUUUUUCGUUCCGCGCAUGCCUCGAUUGCAGGAUGUCAAACGGCCGUUAUAAAAGAACACGGUGAAUUUUAGUGAAUAUCUGUGAUGUGAUUAAUGGAAAGUUCUUUUUUUCACCCGCCUUCAUCAUGAAAAAUUCAUCUGCAUUACGAGAUCUAUUGUUAAUUAUUUGGUUCACAUUAAUGGUUCGUGUAAAAUCUGCGAUAAUGCCUCCUCCAUGGGCAGAUCCGUCAAGCAAUCCUUGUGCCGCUCAACCACGUGGUUGGCAAUUGUUAUUUUGGCCGCCGGAUGGAAAGUGUUACAAAAUAUUCCAGAUUGGGGCACCAUGUCCAGAGACAAUGGAAUUGAGUCCAGCAGCAGGUGGAGGUGGGACUAUAGCUGAAUGUAGAUGUCCUCCAGGAACUGCACAAUCUCCUAGAGAUGCGCUAUGUCAUAAGAUAUAUACAAGAGCAUCUUGUCCAAAAGGACAGUUCUUUGCACCUGUUCCAGAGACAUCUGGAAGAUCUAGGUGGGGUGUAUGUCAUGAUCCAGAACCAUGCAAAGAAAAAGGAGAAGUCUAUUGGCCUAGGGACAAUAAAUGUUAUCCCAAAUUUAGCAAAGGACCAUGUUCAAAAGGGGAACUUCUCACCGUAGACGAAGAUGGAUUAACAUUAUGUUCUUGUUCUACAAAUGGAGAACUUGGACGAUAUCAUUGGACAGGUAAUGGCGGCGGUUGUCAUGAACAUUACACUAAAGGACCAUGUACAGAACCAGGAGAAUUAUUUUUACCGGGUGGUGUAUGUGGCUGUCAUUCUAAAUUACCUCACUACCAUGAAUCAACUGGAAUGUGUUAUCAAUUAGGUGAUAUUGGUCCAUGUUUACAAGGUCACCACUUUAUUGUAAUAAAUACAAUAAUCAAUGGAGAAGAAAUUCGUGCUAAAUGUGUAUGCAAACCAGGUCAUGUUCUUUAUAAAAAUGGAUUCUGCUAUAGACUUUAUACAAAAGGACCAUGUGAAAAUGGUUACAUGUUAAUAAAUUCGACAACUUGUAUUCCUGUACCUUGCACACGAGGACGAUUAUAUUUUCCACAAGAAAAAACAUGUUACAAAAUAGGAACAAGAGGACCAUGUCCGAGAGGACAAAUUGUUUUGUACGAUUAUAAUGUACGACCAUCUAUUGAUGGAAUCAGUUAUAAUGGAGUAUGUGGAUGUAUAAAUGUACAAAAAGAUUUGGAAAAAUGUUUCGAAGAAACUAAUGACAAUUGCGAAUCUACACCAGGAAUGGUAGAAAUAAAUAAAACUUGUUAUAAAUUAUAUACACAAGGGCCUUGUACCGCAGGAGAAUGGUUAGUUGCACAAAGAAUGCCAAAACAGAGUUUAUGGAAAAAUGAAGAAUUAGAAUCAAAAGCUAGAUGUGAAUGCAGACCUGGAUAUAAGAGAAUUACAGAUACUUUUAAAAUCUCUGAAUUAGAAAGUAAUAGUCUUCUUUCUUCGGGUGGUUGUCAACCACCUACCGUAAGUUUAGCAAAGUUUCUUAAUGAAAAAGCGAAAUCAAUAAACUUUUAAAUGAAUAAGAACUGAAAUGAGAGAUUAUGAAUAAUAGCAACAAGAUAGUGUCAGUGAUAAAAUGCAUUUUCUUAAAUUAUUAUUUGUAAAUACUAUUGUAUAAAUAUUGUCUAUAAAAUAUUCUCAAGAAUCUCAUGUGUAUAUCAUAAGAAUUCCUAUUUAUUUAAUAUUUUAGUGCUAUGAAAUUUUUGUUUUAUACUUUAAUUUUAUUUUAAAUCCUAUCAUAUAAUAUACUGUUAUUAAUAUUAUAAAAUUAUAAAAUAUAAAAAUAUUAUAAAAUUAUAAAAUAUAAGAAUUAUUAUAUGUAAUAUCAUCUCAAAUGUUUGAUCAAGUAUAAUAUUUAAAUAUCAUUUUUUGUUAAUAUUUGUAAAUAUAUACAUUGUAUAACUUUCAAAAUAUUAUGAUUAAUGAUAAAAUGAUUUUCAAAAAUAUAUCAAAUUUUAUAAAUAUAUAAAUAUACUCACU